CGCGCGAGAAACCGCAGCAUCAAACCCAAGUCACUGCUUGUGUCGAGCGAUCGUCACAAUCGUUCAGACAGCUGCGUGAACACUAUCAUACACGCGUUAUUUAUCCGAGCGAUCGCUGCUAAUUUGGUCAAAACCAUCAACAUGGUAGCUACAGAACACGCACACGAUCAAGCUGGAAGGCUGGAAAAUAUCCCCCAGCAGCCGCUGCAUCAGAUCGACACGCCUUUUGAGAAGGCCACCUUCGGAAUGGGUUGCUUUUGGGGAUGUGACUCACUCUUUGGCGCCACCAAGGGAGUUCUGCGGACACGUGUAGGCUAUGCGGGAGGCUCUACCGAGUCGCCGGCCUAUAAGAAGAUGGGAGAUCACACGGAAGUCAUCGAAAUUGAUUAUGAUCCUCAAACGAUCAGUUACAAUGAUCUGUUGGAUUUGUUUUGGAACAACCACGAGUACGGUCUGACCACUCGCAUGAAGCGCCAGUACAUGUCGCUGAUUUUGUAUCAUAACGAGCAACAACGUCAAAUUGCGGAAGCGAGCCGGGCAGAGGAGCAGGUGAAGCGUGCUCCGGAGCAGAUCAUCACCGAAAUUGCACCAGCCGGUCCAUUCUAUCCUGCCGAAAACUACCAUCAAAAGUACCGCCUGCAGGGCCACACCGAUCUGGCCAAGGGCAUCGGACUCACGCCGGACUUGCUGCAUACGUCACACGUGGCGGCUCGAUUGAACGGAUAUCUCAUCGGCGUAUCCGGACUGAAGCAGUUUGAAGAUGAGGCCGAUCUGCUGGGAUUGAGUAAGGAUCAGGUGCAGUACGUCCGCGAGUACGUCAUCCAGAACGAGGGCGGUGGCAUUUUUUGUUGAAGCAUUCCGGACGCAUUGUGAGGAAAGAAACAACAGUGUAUAUAAUCCAUUCUCGACUUGAUGGAGAACUGAACACAGUGAGGCUUUCUCUGUCGCUGGAGCGAUUGCUGACAACGGUUUCAUAAAGCGUUGUCAUUUUUACAUUUAAAAACUGGAUCGCCGAUAGAUUAGCGAUCGAUCGCUACGAUGCGAUUUGACAAGUGAUGUUAGCCAUACUGAUUACAAGCAAGAUGUUUUUUUAAUGGCAGAUUCGUUCUUGAUAAACCUGCUGUGAUAAGGUGUUAGGAGCUGGAAGAUGCCAACAAUAGAUAAUAAGUAAUUGAAUAAAAUACUGAAGUGUUGCACUACUUUAA
This is a messenger RNA of Anopheles merus, 1205 nucleotides long. RefSeq names its product peptide methionine sulfoxide reductase-like. Bases 142 to 852 code for a protein of 236 amino acids. The transcript is spliced from 4 exons. The record is from RefSeq and is a predicted model, not a curated record. Lineage: Eukaryota; Metazoa; Arthropoda; Insecta; Diptera; Culicidae. Gene Ontology annotation, molecular function: peptide-methionine (S)-S-oxide reductase activity.